AUGAGCUCCUGGACCACGACGAUGAGCUGGGCGGCCGUCGCACUUGUCCCCCUUGUGGCGGGCCUCACCACCCCUCAGCUGCGCGACCGAAGUAUCUACCAAGUGAUAACAGACCGUUUCGCUCGCGCCGAUGGCCGCGUCGACGUCUACUGCGACCCUAACGAACGGACGUAUUGCGGUGGAGGCUGGAAGGGCAUCGAGCACCAGCUGGGGUACAUCCAGGGCAUGGGCUUUGACACUGUGUGGAUCAGCCCCGUAGUGGCCAACAUCCCCGGCAUCCCAGGUGGAGGAGAGAGCUACCAUGGGUACUGGGGAUCGGACAUUACAAAACACAACCCACAUUUUGGCACCGAGCAGGACCUGCGAGACCUCUCCAACGCGCUCCAUGCACGUGGGAUGUACUUGAUGGUGGAUGUGGUCGCGAACCAUGUCGGCGCCAUUCCGAACCAGUUCCAGCCGAUACACUACGGCCCACUGUUCUCUGCUGAACAACAUUUCCACCCCUUUUGUAUUCCAGACGACUGGAAUGAUCAGGUACAAUCUGAGCAGUGCUGGCUCACCGACCAUACCGCGGACCUGAACACUGAGUCACCAGAGGUCGUCUUUGCCCUCCAGUCCUGGGUUCGCCACCUCGUUUCCUCGUUUGGCAUCGAUGCUCUUCGCGUGGAUACCGUCAAGCACGUCCGCAAAGACUUUUGGCCUGGCUUCGUCAACGCCGGCGGCGUCGCCGCGGUGGGCGAGAUCUUGCAUGGCGAUCCUCACUAUCUUCGCCAGUAUCAGCUGCAAAGCAUGGAGAGUAUCAUGGACUACGCAACCUUCUACCAUCUGCGACGCGCAUUCUCCUCUCCCACGAUACCCAUAGACGAACUCACAGGCAUGAUCUCGCGCGUCCACAAGAUGCUGCCCGACCCUACCCUGCUGGGUUCAUUCUUAGAUAACCAUGACCAUGCCAGGUUCCCUUCCGAGGUCCGCGACCCAGCCCUCUUGAAGAACGCCGCCGUCUACCCCCUCAUCAAUGACGGCUUCCCCAUCGUCUACCAAGGGCAGGAACAUGGCCUCGCUGGUACCAACGACCCGCACAACCGCGAAGCCAUCUGGCUGCAUGGCUAUUCGACUGCCAAGCCACUGUAUGUCAUGUACUCGCGCCUCAACCACGCCCGCCAGCAGGCGUUGCAACAAUUUGCCCCCUUCCGCUCAACCUUGUUGCGAGCAAACAAGCUCGACCCGCACACCAUCUUGAUAGCCAAGCCACCGCUUGUCUCCAUCUUGACCAAUUAUGGUUCCCGCGCCCUGCCGCGCGUCUACUAUCUCCCAGCAGCAGCGACGACGUUUGCGCCGCGCAUGGCAGUCAUCGAUGUCCUCACCGGCCAGGUCUUCGCCACGGACCCCAUGGGUGGACUGGCAGUGACCGUCAUCUCGGGCGAGCCACGAGUCUUCCUUCCACUGGGUGUGUGGGAAGGCCGCAAGUCGGUGGUAUGGCAGGUCGCCCAGGUUGAGCAGCAGCUCCGGCCGGCUAUCGGAUCACCAAAGAGGAAGACGGGUGGAGCCAGUACCCCGGGACACAGUCGCGGGUCGAGCAGGAGCUCCAUGUUCAGCUGGUUCAGGGGGAGCAAGUGA
Messenger RNA from Apiotrichum porosum, 1617 nucleotides. RefSeq lists its product as uncharacterized. The transcript has 11 exons. Bases 1 to 1617 code for a protein of 538 amino acids. Gene Ontology annotation, molecular function: alpha-amylase activity; calcium ion binding. Gene Ontology annotation, biological process: carbohydrate catabolic process. The record is from RefSeq and is a predicted model, not a curated record. Lineage: Eukaryota; Fungi; Basidiomycota; Tremellomycetes; Trichosporonales; Trichosporonaceae.